Messenger RNA from Nothobranchius furzeri (turquoise killifish), 3976 nucleotides. Its product is annotated as tissue alpha-L-fucosidase. The record is from RefSeq and is a predicted model, not a curated record. Gene Ontology annotation, biological process: glycoside catabolic process; fucose metabolic process. NCBI's taxonomy places the organism in Eukaryota, Metazoa, Chordata, Actinopteri, Cyprinodontiformes, Nothobranchiidae. Gene Ontology annotation, molecular function: alpha-L-fucosidase activity. Gene Ontology annotation, cellular component: lysosome.
UUAGACACGUGACCAGAAGCGAGUCACCUGAGCCCUAAGGAAACACUUUUCUGGUUUGAGCUCGGUUCGGCUGUUAUUCGAUCAUGUCUAGUUGAUCGCUGUGUGUCUGGAAUUCUUUGUUUCGCUGUUAAAUGAGUUUAAGGUUCGUGAUUUAGUUUAAAAUGUUACCAUUUCUGUUCCUCGUCGCCGCUGUGUCUCGCACAGCAGCGCGUUACACGCCGGACUGGUCGAGUCUGGACGCCAGACCGCUGCCCUCCUGGUACGACGAGGCUAAAUUGGGCGUUUUUGUCCACUGGGGCGUGUUUUCUGUCCCGGGGUUCGACAGCGAGUGGUUCUGGUGGCACUGGCAGGGCCAGGAGCCGCCGGACCCAAAGUGUGUGAGCUACAUCAAGAACAACUACCCACCUGAGUUCAAGUACACGGACUUUGCCGGUCAGUUUCACGCUCAGUUCUUCGACCCAGAGGAGUGGGCGGACAUCUUCAAAGCCUCUGGGGCCAAAUAUGUCGUCCUGACGGCCAAACAUCACGAGGGCUUCACAAACUGGGGGUCUCCAAAUUCAUGGAACUGGAAUUCAGUUGAUGCUGGUCCUCACAGGGACCUAGUGGGAGACCUGGGAGAGGCAAUCCGCAACAGGAGCACAUCGGCGAUGCACGUGCACCUUAAAAGGAAGCCCGUCAUGGCGGAGAACAAAGACUCGUCUCGAUCGCUGCACUACGGACUCUACAACUCCCUGUAUGAGUGGUUUCAUCCUCUUUAUUUGAAUGACAAGAAAAAUGAUUUCAAGACAAAGGAGUUUGUGACACAUAAACUACUUCCAGAGCUCUAUAACAUGGUUGUAAGGUAUCAACCUGAGCUGAUCUGGUCUGACGGAGACUGGGAAGCACCAGACACCUACUGGAACUCUACUGAUUUCUUGGCGUGGCUCUACAAUGACAGUCCCGUUAAAGAUACUGUUGUGACUAAUGACCGAUGGGGUGCUGGCUGCGCCUGUAAACAUGGUGGCUACUAUAAUUGCCAAGAUAAGUAUAGUCCAGGUCAGCUGCCCAGCCACAAAUGGGAGAAAUGCACAUCUGUGGACACUUUGUCCUGGGGUUACCGUAGAAACAUGAAGCUUCAAGAACUCAUGGACUUGCCUACUGUUAUAAAGGAUUUGGUCAUCACUGUGGCUCUUGGUGGUAACUACCUUCUCAACGUGGGUCCCACCUCUGAUGGAACCAUCCCCACUGUGUUUGAGGAAAGGCUCAGGGGUGUUGGAGCUUGGCUUGCAGUCAACGGAGAGGCCAUCUUUGCCUCCAGACCCUGGAGGGUUCAGAUGGAAAACACUACCAUUCCUGUUUGGUUUACCUCUAAAGGUUCCUCAAUCUAUGCUAUCAUGACAGCUAAACCAGUAGAAACUACACUCCAGCUGCUGACACCUAAAACUUCAGCACGCAGUAAGGUGACCCUGUUGGGUUAUUCAUUCCCCUUAUCCUGGUCUCCGAUUUACCCCAACGGCGGUCUCACCAUCCUCCUACCAGAGCUACCCUACUCUCCUGGUCAUGCGUGGACGCUCAAACUAGAUAAUGUUCAGUGAUUUUCAAACAAAUCAAUUUUUCUAACUUAAAACUGCUAUCCAGAGUUUUCCUAUUUCAGCAAUUAUGCAUUUCUUUUUAAUCCAUAAAAGUGAUUGUCUUAUCUUGUACUGUGAUUGGCAAUACGUUUUUUUGUUUUGUUUGUUUUUUUGCUAAGCUUGCCCCUGUCCAGUAGAGCUCCAUGCAAUAUAAACGUAGUGCCGAUCAGCACUAACCAAUAGCAUUGGGCUACCACUUACGCACCAACAGAGAUCACAGAGCAUGCUUGAGCGUUUUUGGAUGUAUUUCGGUGAUGCAGAGUUGGCGACCUUUCUCAUGCAUAAUUAAGUCUUUAAAGGGGUCAUAUCGUAGAAAAUCCAUUUUUUUGGAGACUUUUACGAUGUGAUAUCGGUAUUUGCUCAUGAAACUAAAAAACCCAAACCCAUUUUUGGCUGCAUUCGUGCAAUUUCCUGUUUUAGCUGCAAAUUUUGAGUUAUACUUUAAAAAUUCUGUAAAGCAUCAAUAAGAACUAAUCUUCCAGAAGCGAGUCUGAAACCUAUCUCACCUGGCCAGCACAGCAUUAGUGGCGACUGCUGUCAUGUAGCAGACUUGGUAGUUCAGUGGUUAGGGCGCUAGUUUGUCAUUCAGUUUUGUGCAGGUUCGCAUCCCGGUCUGAGCAGUAACUUUUUUAUUUUGAUGUUUUUAGCUGCACUUGCCACUUUGUUUUCAAUUCUUUAUUGGUAGACUGUUUAAAACGUUUAUUUAGCCAGCGUGAGUCCAGGCGAUACUUGGAAAUGACAAAGUUCAAAGAUCUUUAGAGAUACAAAAUAUUUAGCAGAAAAUAAUCAAUUCAAUUCAGUUUAUUAAUAUAGCGCCAAAUCAGGACAAGAGUCGUCUCAAGGCACUUCAUAAAGUAAACGUUCCAUUACAGUGCAGUUCAUUAAGCCAAUCAAUAAAACGUUUCCUGUAUAAGGAACCCCGCACAUUGCAUCAUGUCACUGACUAAAACCAAAAUAUAAAAACAUGAAAUUUCUUUCUGCUGGCAAAAUAAAUUACUGCCGACACCACCGGGAGUCUUACCCACGUCAGCACAUGGCAAAACUGAGAUGGUAGAUGGCUGCCUUAACCACUGGACUACCAUAGUCAUUCAACAACUGACUCAUUUAAGACAUUGUUGUAGGCACAUUUUAUCAGAGCAGGCAUGGGCGUAGUUUCACUGAAACAAAACAUUUUAUUAGCAUGUAUAAAAUCAGGCUGACGAAAAUGACUUGAUAGUUCAAACGAUUAUAUUUUUAUGUACUGUGCCUACUUUUGCCCUGAGGUUUAAAAAGGCAUGAUAUGGAACCUUUAAAAUAUAAAUAUAUGAAUGCAAAACACAUCAUGAGCAUAACUGUGAAACAAUGUAUGUUGGCUGUUUUGUCGGCUAGAGUAACACAUUUAUCAAUGAGAGGCAUUGCGUUCGGCCGUAAGUACGAAAAUGAAAGCAACGUCUUAGUGUGAUACAUUGGUCAGCCACUAGAUGGUGCCAUCACAUAAAAUUAAUCUGCAUAGCUCCUUCAAAACAUCUUUCCGGAGUAUUUCUCUUAUCCGAUGGCACCUUCUAGUGGCUGACAAGCAUAUCACAUAAAACGUCUGUCGAUCCGUUUUAUUAUAAUGGCGACUUCAUGUUUCUUGUUUGUAAAUGUGCUUCUGUAGCCGACAGAGCUAAACACAUUGUUAUAAAAGUAUUUUCAUGUCAUGUUGUGUUUUCAUAUAUUUAUAUUUUAAAGACUUGUCCGUGAAAUGUUCAUCAACUCUGCAUCGGCCGAGGUAUUCCUUAAAUUUGAAGCACGUAAGCGGUAGUCUAACACUAUUGGUUAGUUCUGGUCUGUGCUCAGUUUCCUAUUGCACAGAGCUCUGUGGGGCAGGGGGCGUGCUUAUUAAAAAAAAGACUUAUUUGCUUACAUUAUAUCACAGUACGCGAUAAGACGAUCACUUUUACGGAUUUCUGAAAAAUCAUACAUAAUUUCUGAAAGGAGAAAACUUUGGAAAGCUACUUUAAAAGCUUGAAAUGAAUGAACACAAUUCUGGUCCAAACUCAGGUUUUUUUUUAAAUGAUUUAAAAUGUAUAGAUCUCUACUCUUGCCAAAAUAAUCUUGCUGUGUUUUUAUUCUGUCUAAAAGACAGACAUUAAACAAAUCUUGAAUGAUUCUAUAGUUGCUGUGAGAACAAAAUGUGCUAUAUUGCCUUAAAUUAUUAUGUAUUUCAUGUUCCUGAAUAUAUUUUCUUAUUUUUACAACUUUUUUCCUAAAGUUUUUUUUUCCUUAUAAAGUUAUGUUUUCAAAAGCAUUUCUCACUUUAUUGUAACUUUAUUUUCUUUAACAAAUUGAAAUUUUAAUUGCUUAUUUUCUUGUCAUAAAAUGAAAAUAAAAAACUAUCUGUGUCA